AUGUGUGUACUGAGGAUAAAAGGCCGGUUCUACAAGGCCGGUACUCACAUCAUCAACGUGUACUGUCCGCACGAAGGCAGACCCGACGACGAGAAGGAAGCGUUCUAUGCGCAGCUGGAGGCGACAUACGACAGCUGUUCACCACGGGAAAUCAAGAUCGUUAUCGGGGAUAUGAAUGCCCAGGUUGGUAGGGAAGCAAUGUACAGACCGGUGAUAGGCCCAUGCAGUCUAUACAACGACACGAACGACAAUGGCCAGCGGUGCAUCAACUUCGCAGCUUCCCGAGGCCAGGUGAUCAGAAGCACUUUCUUCCCCCGCAAGGAUAUUCAUAAGGCCACUUGGAGAUCAUCUGACCAACAUACAACAUACCAAAUUGACCACGUCCUCAUCGAAGGCCGAUUUUUCUCAAACAUCACUAACAUACGCUCCCUGCGGCAAAACCGCCCUCCACGGUUUAACAUUCGGCAGUUAAAAGACCCGCAAGCUGCCGAGAAUUACGCGCGCCUGUUGGAUGAAGCACUACCCUCCUCUAGGGAGCUAAAUGCUUCGAAUCUCGAAGACGGCUGGAGUAAGAUUAGCUCUGCCAUCGAAGAGACCGCAACCGCGGUACUAGGCGAGGAAACUACGAGCCCAAGAAACGACUGUUUCGACGGGGAGUGCCAGCAAGCGAUGGAGAGAAGCAAAACAGCUCGGAAUAACUAUCUAAGGAUUGCCACGAGGGAGAAUUUGACCAAAUAUCGACGAGCGCGGAAUAAGUUGACCACGAUACUGAGGCGAAAAAAGCGCCAGCAGGAGGACAGGAAUCGUGACGAAUUAGAACAACUGUUUCAGGCUAAUGAUACGCGCAAGUUCUAUGAGAAGGUGAACCAAUCUCGUAAGAACUACACACCGAAUCCUGACAUGUCUAGGGACGAAGAAGGAAACCUGAUUACAAGCGAGCGUGAUGUAGUCGACAGGUGGCAGCAGUUCUUCGAUAAGCACCUCAAUAGCGAGAUAACAGAUGGAGGCGCAAUGGAAACCUAUCUGGGAGUGCCUUCAAACGAUAAUGAUGUCCCAGCCCCCGACCUCCAGGAGAUCCAGCGAAAAAUCGGGCUGCUGAAGGCAAAAAGAGCCGCUGGAAAAGACCGACUUCCGGUUGAACUCUAUAAACACGCCAAAGACUUCGUAGGGCAGUACCAAGCGGGCUUCAUGGGGGCCCGCCCCACUACGGACCAGAUUUUUGCCCUCCGACAAAUCCUCCAGAAAUGUCGGGAGUACAACGUGACCACAUAUCACAUAUUCAUAGACUUUAAGGCAGCUUAUGAUACAGUCGAUCGAGAACAGCUAUGGCAGAUCAUGCACGACUACGGUUUUCCGGACAAACUGACACGGCUGAUCAAAGCAACCAUGGAGCGAGUUAUACGUUAUACGUAUACGUUCGUGUUUCGGGGGCACUAUCGAGCCCUUUUGAAUCACGCAGAGGUUUAA
Toxorhynchites rutilus septentrionalis is the source of this 1467-nucleotide messenger RNA. RefSeq lists its product as uncharacterized. The transcript has 2 exons. Bases 1 to 1467 code for a protein of 488 amino acids. NCBI's taxonomy places the organism in Eukaryota, Metazoa, Arthropoda, Insecta, Diptera, Culicidae. The record is from RefSeq and is a predicted model, not a curated record.